AGAUUAUUCCGCCUAAUAUAUACUCUGCUAAUGUCCAACUGCUAAUGUCCAACGCACAUCUGUUUAAUAAACUACACUGCCCUGAUUUCUAAGCUCUACAUUUCUCUUGUUGUUGCAACUUUUCGCGCAUGGAGAAUCUGAACUCUAACUACUACUUAGCUAUCUUGCUAUGUUUUGUUAGUAUAUUUUUAUUGAAACAUUUGCUUCAUCCCAGAAAACGUUUACCACCUAGUCCUCUGUCUCUUCCAAUAAUAGGCCAUCUUUACCUUAUAAAAAAUUCACUUCACCACACAUUAACCUCCUUAUCAACUAAAUAUGGCCCUGUUUUAUAUCUCCGGUUUGGCUGCCGAAAUAUUCUUGUUGUAUCAUCUCCAUCUGCAGUGGAAGAAUGCUUUACAAAGAACGAUAUCAUAUUUGCAAAUCGUCCUCAAAGUAUGGAUGGAGAUAAGUUUUCCUUCAAUUAUACAGCCGUUGUUUGGGCUCCCUACGGCUAUCUCUGGAGGGCUAUUCGCCGUUUAACUGUAAUUGAAAUCUUCUCUUCCAAUAGCUUAAAUAAGUCUUCUGCUAUGCGAAAUGAAGAAAUUGGAAUUCUUAUUCGCGGUUUGUUUAAAGCUACCAAUAAGAAUGGCAGUACUGGUGAAAGAAUUAACUUGAGUAGUUGGGCUUUUACUUUUGCAUUCAAUGUUAUGAUGAGAACUGGUACUGGGAAACCUUGCGUAAGUAAGGAAGAUAUAGGAACAGAGAAAGGUAAACAGAUCAUUGAAGAGGUAAGGGGAUUUUUCUUCUCGACCUUGUUGAUUAUGAACGUGUGUGAUUUCAUGCCAGUGUUGAAAUGGUUUGGGUACAAAGGGAUUGAGAAAAGGUUGGUUUCAGCUCACAAAAAGAGAAAUGAAUUCUUGAAUAGUUUGUUUAGCGAAUUUCGAGAGAAGAAAGUUAUUAGUGUUUCAGAGUCAAGUACUAGGGAAAAGAAGAGCACACUGGUUGAAACUCUAUUUUCUCUGCAAGAAUCCAAACCCGAAUUCUACACGGAUGAUCUCAUUAAAAGUGUUCUAGUGGUUUUGUUUGUUGCGGGGACAGAGACCACAUCGAUGACCAUCCAGUGGGCUAUGCGACUUCUUUUAGCUCACCCUGAGGCAUUUUACAAGCUGAGAGCUGAAAUUGACAGCAAAGUGGGGAACGAGCGCCUGCUAAGCGAAUCUGAUCUCACUAAACUUCCUUAUUUGCAAUGUGUUAUUAAUGAGACGUUGAGGCUGUACCCUCCAGUACCGCUUCUUUUGCCUCAUUACUCAUUAGAAGAUUGUACUGUUGGUGGCUAUCAUGUACCAAAACACACAAUCCUAAUGGUAAACACUUGGGCCAUCCAUAGGAACCCGAACUUAUGGGACGAGCCUGAAAAGUUCAAACCGGAGAGAUUUGAGGCUAUGGAAGGGGAAAAAGAAGGGUUCAGUUAUAAUUUUGUGCCAUUUGGAAUGGGGAGAAGAGCAUGCCCCGGUGCCGCGAUGGGCUUACGCAGUGUUUCAUUGGUUUUAGGUUCGUUGGUUCAGUGGUUUGAUUGGAAAAGUUUGGAAUUAAAGGAAAAUUUGGAUGCAUGCUAUGAUUCUAGAAUCACUUUGAACAAGCACAUGCCCUUGGAAGCUAUUUGCAUUCCGCGCCAGACCUGUAUUCACUUCCUCGAUCAGCUCUGAGUCUAUUCAUCAUAUAGAUCUCCUCCUGUUUAUCUAUGUUUUUUAAAAUUUACCUUUGUGUUCUAAGGGAAUGUUAAUAAAUAAGAUAUGAGUUUCAUGACAAGGUGGAAAUGAAACAUGAAACAUUGCUUAAGCUG
Messenger RNA from Lycium ferocissimum, 1822 nucleotides. RefSeq names its product cytochrome P450 81C13-like. Gene Ontology annotation, molecular function: oxidoreductase activity, acting on paired donors, with incorporation or reduction of molecular oxygen; heme binding; monooxygenase activity. The transcript is spliced from 2 exons. The record is from RefSeq and is a predicted model, not a curated record. NCBI's taxonomy places the organism in Eukaryota, Viridiplantae, Streptophyta, Magnoliopsida, Solanales, Solanaceae. The coding region runs from base 129 to 1685 and encodes 518 amino acids.